Messenger RNA from Monopterus albus (swamp eel), 1221 nucleotides. RefSeq names its product sideroflexin 1 (gene sfxn1). The transcript has 11 exons. The coding region runs from base 156 to 1124 and encodes 322 amino acids. Gene Ontology annotation, molecular function: monoatomic ion transmembrane transporter activity. Lineage: Eukaryota; Metazoa; Chordata; Actinopteri; Synbranchiformes; Synbranchidae. Gene Ontology annotation, biological process: serine import into mitochondrion; monoatomic ion transport. The record is from RefSeq and is a predicted model, not a curated record. Gene Ontology annotation, cellular component: mitochondrial inner membrane.
ACAGGACUUUUACUUUCUCGGUGACGUUCCCGACACCGCGGGAUGUGGCUGUGUGCGCUCUCCGUCGGUGCUGACGCUGCUGAAUGUAAAAUUAGCUGGCCGCAGCCUUUCAGGGACACCUCUUGCGGACCGCUGGAGCCCACAGCUUAAUAAAUAUGGCGGCAAAGCUGUCUACUUCCAUAAAUAUCAAGGAGCCUCGGUGGGACCAGAGCACAUUUGUAGGUCGAGCUAAACAUUUCUUCACUGUCACAGACCCCAGGAACAUCCUCCUCACCAACGAACAACUAGCACACGCACACAAAAUUAUCACAGACUACAGGCAAGGUAUAGUCUCUCCAGGGCUGACAGAAGAUGAACUGUGGAGAGCCAAAUAUGUUUUUGACUCUGCUUUCCAUCCCGACACUGGGGAGAAGAUGAUCCUGAUUGGCCGCAUGUCGGCACAAGUUCCAAUGAACAUGACAAUCACUGGCUGCAUGAUGACAUUUUACAAGACGACUCCAGCUGUGUUGUUCUGGCAGUGGAUUAAUCAGUCUUUCAAUGCAAUAGUCAAUUACACCAACAGGAGUGGUGAUGCUCCAAUUACAGUCAAUCAACUUGGCACUGCUUAUGUGUCUGCCACCACAGGGGCAGUCAUCACUGCUCUAGGACUAAACGCACUAACAAAGCACGUCUCACCUCUGAUUGGACGGUUUGUUCCGUUUGCUGCUGUAGCUGCUGCCAAUUGUAUCAACAUCCCACUGAUGAGACAAAGAGAGCUUCAACACGGUAUCCCCAUAACAGAUGAGAAGGACAUCAGGUUAGGCGAGUCAACAAAAGCUGCACAGCAAGCCAUCUCUCAGGUUGUCGUCUCCAGAAUCCUCAUGGCUGCUCCAGGAAUGGCUAUCCCUCCAUUUUUAAUGAACCAUUUGGAAAAGAAGGCCUUUCUGAAGAGGUUCCCAUGGAUGAGUGCACCUAUUCAAGUCAGCCUGGUGGGAUUCUGCCUGGUGUUUGCCACGCCACUGUGCUGUGCACUGUUCCCUCAGAAGAGCUCAAUGUCAGUCUGUCGCUUGGAGCUGGAGCUGCAGGAGAAAAUCCGGGCCAGUCAUCCAGGAGUAGAGCGGGUCUACUUCAACAAGGGUCUAUGAGUGUGCAGCCCCCUCAUCCAAACACUGCCAUGUCACAGCUGCAGGCAAGCUCCUCACCUCCCUGCCAGCCCUACUCAUUCCGUGUGCCAAAGUUAAG